Penaeus chinensis is the source of this 1576-nucleotide messenger RNA. RefSeq lists its product as uncharacterized. Lineage: Eukaryota; Metazoa; Arthropoda; Malacostraca; Decapoda; Penaeidae. The transcript is spliced from 5 exons. Bases 313 to 1056 code for a protein of 247 amino acids. The record is from RefSeq and is a predicted model, not a curated record.
AGGGAAAGCGAGACGUUCAAUGUGGUGAUGAUACAUGGCCAACCCACGCGAGUUAGGAUGUGUAGCGGAAGUCAGUAUUGUGGUGCGUGUUUUCCUUGGACUGCCUGAGAUACGCUGUCGCAGACCUUGGAAAUGAUCUCCGUGAAAAUGACAUGUGAAAAGUUUGUCCAGAAAAGGGAAAAAAUAUCAACUCGUUUUCCCUUGAGUGUCUAAGACCGUGAAGUUCCCAGCAAGCUAUAUACAGCAAGAGGUUAGAAAUAGAAAACACCUUAAGAGACAAGUGGAUUUCCCGUUGCAUCAUACCAGCUGACAAUGGCAACGGCACCAAGUCCGCCACCAAGUUACAGGAGCUCUGCUUCACGAAGUUACAGGGCCUCUGCUCCCCCUUAUUCAAGUUAUGUUGAGGUUCCGUCAGAUGUUUCUCGUGCCAGUAACCGUAGCACUCCAAAGCAAACCAAGGACUUAUAUCUUAAAAUUGCAUUCGGUGUGGUCGUGAGCAUCGCUGUGAUCGCGAUCUCCGCUCUCAUCUACGGCUACGUGGACGCCAUGCGGCAGGUGCGGGAGGCGCAGACCGCGUCGAGGGACCUCUGGCACGAGGCCUGGGACGCCCGCAAGGAGACGUGGCAGGCCCAAGACGACACGAGGGCGGCGCAGGAGAAGGCCGAGCAGUUGGCGAAGAAGGUUGCGGAGGUGCAGGAGGAGGCAUUAGAGGCGCAGGGCGAAGUGGAGACCCUGCAGGAGAAAGUGGUUCAGGCGCAGAAGGAUGCCCUGCAGACACGGAAGCAGUGGCUUCAGACGAAGGCGGAGGCUGCGCAGAUACUCCAGAAGGUUUCGCGAGCCAAGUUGGAUCUCCAGAUGGCGGAGAGCGAGUGCGAGCACGCGCACAAGGUGGUGGACGAUGUGAUCGCCGACCUCGGGAAGCUCAAGAAAAAACUGGAGGCGAGCAAGCUAGAUCACUCCUCUGCCUCCUUGUCGAACGAGGCGUCGACGGUGCUUCCCCCUGUAUGGACGAAGAACCUGGUGCUCGCAGUUUUGAGUCUGCUGUACGCUUUGUGAGACGCACCCAAAGCUUCGAACACCGACUCGACCUACUGACACCGCGAAUUACAGUCAAUUUAUGACGAUGCAGAGGUGUCAUCAUAUCAGUGCAGUAAUAUUGGGUAGAAUGUAGGCUGAUCUAAUUCCUCAGCGUUCCAGUGCGUCUGCAGGAUAUCUAGAUGUAAUCAUUGCAUUCCCAUGUAAAUAAAAACACUGCAUACCCUACCCUACAUAUGUAAAAACAUAAAUACAAAAUAUUCUAUCGUAUAAGUGCUAUGUAUGGUAGAAUUGAUAUACAUAUAUGCAUAUGUAUAUUUAUAGUUACACAUACAUUUUUGGGUUAAAUAUAAUCAGAACUUGUAAAUAUAUGUCAGCACAUACGUCCGAUAUACGUUAAUGUUAAUGAAAGUUUGUAAGAACUUUUUGUUUCGUUUAUUUUUUCAGAAUCUUUUUUUUUUUUUAUAAUAAACAAAGCUUUAUUACACAAAAUGUGAGUCUAGAAAUAAUAAAGACUUUGACAAUAAAUAUCAGUCUUUGA